CAUCUUUGUGUGGGGCAUCCCUCGUUCUCCCGCCAUGUUUGUGUGGGGCAGCGGUUCUGUCGCGCUGUCCCGGGGACUCCGCAAUGGGUCAGCCGGAGAUGGAUCUGGUGAAGAGCUCUCGGUGUCUGCUCUGGCUGCUGUUGCUACUCCUAAUCCCCGUGCAGGGCCGCCAGAAGGAGUCAGGUUCAAAAUGGAAAAUAUUUAUUGACCAAAUUAACAGGGCUUUGGAGAAUUAUGAGCCAUGUUCAAGUCAAAACUGCAGCUGCUACCAGGGUGUCAUAGAAGAAGAUCUGACUCCUUUCCGAGGCGGCAUCUCCAGGAAGAUGAUGGCCGAGGUAGUUAGCCGAAAGUUAGGAACCCACUAUCAGAUCAUUAAGAAAAGAUUAUACCGAGAAGAUGACUGCAUGUUUCCCUCCAGGUGCAGUGGUGUUGAGCACUUUAUUUUGGAAGUCAUUGGGCAGCUCCCUGACAUGGAGAUGGUGAUCAAUGUACGUGAUUAUCCUCAAGUUCCUAGAUGGAUGGAGCCUGCCAUCCCAGUUUUCUCCUUCAGUAAGACAUCAGAGUACCAUGAUAUCAUGUAUCCUGCUUGGACAUUUUGGGAAGGGGGACCUGCUGUUUGGCCAAUUUAUCCUACAGGUCUUGGACGAUGGGACCUCUUCAGAGAAGAUCUGGUAAGGUCAGCAGCACAGUGGCCAUGGAAAAAGAAAAAUUCUACAGCAUAUUUCCGAGGAUCAAGGACAAGUCCAGAACGGGAUCCUCUCAUUCUUCUAUCUCGGAAAAAUCCAAAGCUUGUUGAUGCAGAAUAUACCAAAAACCAAGCCUGGAAAUCUAUGAAAGACACUUUGGGAAAACCAGCAGCUAAAGAUGUUCAUCUUGUGGAUCACUGCAAAUACAAGUAUCUGUUUAAUUUUCGGGGUGUAGCUGCAAGUUUCCGGUUCAAACACCUCUUCCUGUGUGGUUCACUUGUUUUCCAUGUUGGCAGUGCAUGGCUAGAAUUCUUCUAUCCACAGCUGAAGCCGUGGGUUCACUAUAUCCCAGUCAAAACCGAUCUCUCUAAUGUCCAGGAACUUUUGCAGUUUGUAAAAGCAAAUGAUGAUAUAGCUCAAGAAAUUGCUGAAAGGGGAAGCCAGUUUAUUAUAAACCAUUUGCAGAUGGAUGAUGUCACGUGUUACUGGGAGAACCUCUUGACUGAAUACUCCAAAUUCCUGUCCUAUAAUGUGACACGAAGGAAAGGCUAUGAUCAGGUUAUUCCCAAAAUUUUGAAAAUUGAACUGUAGCGGUCACAGGACCAGAGUCCUCUGUGUGGCAGCAAAUCUCAGCUAUGCUGUGGUGAAAAGCUUCCUGUGAGCAUGGUACCUGUACCUUGAACACCUUUAUCAAGCUAAGCAUCUGUUUUCCUCAGGCUGCACCCACAGCAAGUCUUAGAGAUCUCAAAUGUGUGUAAUACAUAGAUAUGAAGCGCCUCAACUAGGGCUGAAUAAGGAAAAGUUAUGAGAUGUGGAUUUUGAACUGGAUUUUACCUUUCAUUUUCUAAUGACAAGUCACAGCUUGUGUCUCAGAUCAGCUACGUGUACAUGUGCAUCCCUGUGAAAUUGAGUGUGUCUGUGUGUGAUACCUUUUGUUCCAUCACUCGGAUCUAGUACAGCUCAUUGGCACAAUUCUUAAGUUAUUCUAGAGUUCACUGCUGUUCCUUUAUUUUAAUGUAGAAAUCCUCUGGGAUUUGGGAAAAUACCUGGGCCGCAGUUCCUGAAGGCUCUAAGGAAGGAGUAGCUGUGUCACGCAAUGAUGUAGGAGUUCUUUUUGUAAAAGUAUACACUCUGGUAUGCAUGAGGUUUCUAUAGUGCCACAUAGAAAGGGCCAACUGCAUGAGUAACUAUUGCAGUUGGAUUUUAAGUUCUUUUUCUGUGCCUUCACACCCUUCUUUUUAUUGUCUCUGAAGGACAAAAAAAGACAAAAACUCAUUGAUAAAUUUAGGAAGUGGUCUUCAUUCUUUAAAAGAACUCUGGUUAAAAGAGCAGCUCUUCGCACAUCUUAAUAUUUUUCCUUAUUAAAUUGAUAGAAACAGGGCAGUCUCAGUGUUGUGCAGGGAUCACACGGAAUCUCUGUGUGAACUCAUCAGGGUGGUAAUUUAGAGCAUCCGGUUUUUACAUUCACUUAUACAUAUUUGUUUAUUUUAGUUGUUGAGGCUUUUUCUCUCCCUUUUUCGAAAAUGAUAUUUGGACAGUAGUUUACUAGAUGUUCUAACAGUAAAAAAUGAAGAAACAUGUUUAGAUUAAAACUCUAGUUCAGUGACUUAGAACCAUUCUUAUCCCUUACAUUUAACAUUUCUACAGAAAAAUUAGCUCUUUUCUUUUGGCUCUUGAGAAUUGUUCAGUGUUAACAAAUUUCGAAAUUAGUAACUGUAAGAAUCCCAUAAAAUCAGAUUUUAUUUAAUGUGUCAGAAACACGUUUGGCUCUUUAAGUCUAAAGACUUAAAAAGAGAUACUGAACAUCACCCACAAGAUCAUUGCAUUCAAAAGGCAGAUGUUUAAAAUUGAUUCUUCUGCUUGAGUACUAACAAGUUCCAUGGACCAUACCUGUGAGUACAAGUACAGUGAGAGGCAGUCCAAUUUUCUCAGUUAUGCUGUGGUUUUGCCUUAGCACUAGAAGGCCCUAUGAAACAGAAUCCUUUGCUCCACAUUUUAAUUUCCCUUUCACUAAAAUAAGAACAAAAUUAGCUCUCCUUAAGGAAUUGAAGCUUCAUUUCCCUGGGAAUGUUUCCCAUUUUGUUUUAGGUUGCAGCUUCUGUCUGACUCUGUCUUUCAUUCUUCCAGGCAGUUAGGGGCUACCAUAAUACUUUCCUUGUGCCAGUAUUUUAUGAUAAUACAUUUUAGUUAUUUGGCUAUUUCUAUUCUGUGAGCUUAGUGAUAGGUAGGAAUCAUUAUUUACUCAUCUUGAUGUCUUCAUUAUCCAACAUAGUGCCUCACACAAUAAGUACUAAAGAGCUAUUGGAGAUAGUGGGAUGGAUGGGUGAAGACAGCUGGCAUAACAGGAUCCUCUUUGUAGAUUUUCUUGCCAUUAGCGCCGACGAGGAAUUGGAUAAUCUGUCCAAAUCCUCAUUUGUCGUUCAGAGUCAAUCAGGACAUCUUUGUCUUUAAAUACAGCAGAAGUUGCUCAGAUUUUGUACUUACCUGUUUACCUCAGUGUAGAUGGUAUGAGGAUUGUGUGUAAUAAUAUGUAAAGUGUUUAUUUUUGAAAAUAAUUUGUAUCUCUACAACAUGUGAAGGGUUUUGUCAUCAUUAAUACUUGCUUAAUCCCAAA
This is a messenger RNA of Heterocephalus glaber (naked mole-rat), 3300 nucleotides long. It is a transcript of the gene Poglut1, whose product is annotated as protein O-glucosyltransferase 1. Gene Ontology annotation, biological process: positive regulation of Notch signaling pathway; protein O-linked glycosylation. The record is from RefSeq and is a predicted model, not a curated record. Gene Ontology annotation, cellular component: endomembrane system. Lineage: Eukaryota; Metazoa; Chordata; Mammalia; Rodentia; Bathyergidae. Gene Ontology annotation, molecular function: UDP-glucosyltransferase activity; UDP-xylosyltransferase activity.